This is a messenger RNA of Acanthochromis polyacanthus (spiny chromis), 2335 nucleotides long. Its product is annotated as fibronectin type III domain-containing protein 1. The annotation marks the transcript as partial. Gene Ontology annotation, molecular function: protein binding. The transcript is spliced from 12 exons. Lineage: Eukaryota; Metazoa; Chordata; Actinopteri; Pomacentridae. The record is from RefSeq and is a predicted model, not a curated record.
UUAGGUAAAAAUGGAAGACCUAAUUUGACAGCAACAGACGAUAAAGACUCUUCUUCCUCUCAUGGAACCAGCAAGGCCACAGGCCAAAGGUUUAUCACUGGACCCGAUGGAACUAAAUGGGUGGUAGACUUAGAGCGGGGAGUUCUGAUGAACCAGGACGGACAAGUUCUCCAGGACUCUCAAGGCAAACCCAAGAGAGUGGUGCUUGGAGAGGAUGGACGCACCAUUUUUGACCACAUGGGCAGUCCCUUGGUAAGCCAGGAAGGUAUUGCGCUGUUUGGCCAUGGCAGAGAUAGCCAACCUGUCAUCAACCCCAAAGACAAAGUCCUCAUGGUUGGAGGAAAACCUGUACUUGGUUUGGACCGGCCACGCCCAAGGACCACCACAACCACCACCACCACCACCACCACCACAACGACAACCACCACCACGGCUCCUACUACCACACCUGAGCCCACCACUACUGAAUGGUUCAUAGAGGAAUCAACCACUGCACUGCCAUACCCAACCUGUCCACCUGGAACCUUCUCUAAAACAGAUGAAAAUGGGUAUCCAAUUCUGGACCCAGAAGGAAUUUUGGACUGUUAUCCAGAAGAGGACUCCUCAGGGAUGGAAAUGGACUACAUGGUUACAGAGACCAUGAUGCCUGAUGCUUUUGCUCUUGAGAAAGAUGAAGUUUUUGUCCAGACCACCCUGCCGCCCACCACCACCACAACCACAACCACCGAGAUCCCGACUCCAGAGCCACGACCCUCCAACAGAGGCCCUUCAUCUGAGUUUGACCUCAGUGGGAAGAAGCGAUUUACAGCUCCUUAUGUGAACUACAUCCAGAAGGACCCAGGCGCUCCUUGCUCCUUAACAGAGGCUCUGGACUACCUCCAGGUCGACAUCCUGGAAAACCUGAUAGAGAAGGACAGCAUGGCAGCCAAUCAGAACCAGCCUCCUAAAAAUAAGCCUCAUAACCUCACGGUGGUUGCCAUGGAGGGCUGCCACUCCUUCAUCAUCCUGGACUGGGCCCGACCCCUGAAGGACGAUAUGGUGUCAGGCUACAUGGUCCACAGCGCUUCUUAUGAUGAUGUACUCAACAACAGGUGGUCCUCCAGAUCCUCCAGUGGGACCCACCUGCCUGUGGAGAAUCUAAAACCCAACUCCAGGUACUACUUCAAAGUGCAGGCCAAGAAUGUGUUUGGCUUGGGGCCAGUCAGCGAUACGCUCACCUAUGUUACUGAAUCAGACGAUCCUCUCCUCAUUGAAAGACCACCCGGUGGAGAACCAAUAUGGAUCCCUUUCACCUUCAAGUAUAACUCAGCCCACAGCAGCUGUAAGGGCAGCCAGUACGUCAAGCGGACAUGGUACAGGAAGUUUGUGGGAGUGGUUCUGUGCAAUUCCCUACGAUACAAGAUCUUCAUGGGAGACGGGCUCAGAGAGCCUUUUUACAGCAUAGGAGAUACACUUGGCCAAGGAGAGGACCAUUGCCAGUUUGUGGACUCCUACAGGGAUGGAAGGACGGGCCCGGCCUACCUCUCAAAUAAUCUGCCCUCAGCACAAGGAUUUUACCGUGCCUACAGACAGGAGCCAGUUUCAUUUGGAGUUAUCGGCCGACGCACAUCCCAUCCAUUUGUAGGCUGGUAUGAAUGCGGGGUGCCCAUCCCCGGAAAGUGGUAACACACAGACAUUGUUACCAAGGGCGACCGUUCUGCAUCCUGCUGCAGGCUCUUACCUUCGCUGGUCUUGCCCUUAAAAACAGACUUUUGCCUGCCACCACAAAGAGACACCACUACGAAUUUAUUACAGCUUCACAGAAAAAGAGAAUAUAGUACUUUUAAACUAUUCAAUGUAUAUCAUUACAAUGCACUUUUUAUAUAAAGCAGUCUGUAUAUGAGGGAAAAAGAAGCAUGUGUGCUCUUGCUUAGUUUAAUUCUUGUCUCAAUGUGUCCUUGUACUAUUCCCAAAUAUCCCAGAGACAGGCCUUUAUCCAGUAUUUAUCUCAUCCAUAAUGCACACACACAGUCAAACCAAAAUAAUGACAAUGGACUGGACCAAAGUACACGCUGCAACGCAAACAGUAAGAAUGAGCACUUAAGGUGUGUAUAGGUUUGUUCAUUUUCAGUCGUGACAUUUGAAAUUCAUCAUUCAACAGCUUCUGACAGCUACUUUUUGUUUGUUUAUUUGUGUUCCUAAACCAUCAUACUGUUUUUUUUUACGCCCUUUUGGUAUUCACCAGAAUUCAUUAAAAGUUACUGUGUAAGUUUUCUGUGUAUAAGACAAAGAAUAAAAGACCAAAUAUUUGCUCAGGAACUGUGGGGGAUUGAAUAAAGGUGCUAUGGAAACAUCA